Molecule: messenger RNA, 2156 nt
Organism: Condylura cristata (star-nosed mole)
Lineage: Eukaryota; Metazoa; Chordata; Mammalia; Eulipotyphla; Talpidae
Gene: TCEA3
Product: transcription elongation factor A (SII), 3
Exons: 10
Coding region: 1133-2071 (312 amino acids)
Biological process (GO): transcription elongation by RNA polymerase II; DNA-templated transcription
Cellular component (GO): nucleus
Molecular function (GO): zinc ion binding; nucleic acid binding
Source: RefSeq, a predicted model, not a curated record
AUAAAUAAAUCUUAAAAAAAAAAAAAAAACCUGGGUGCCCCUUUCCCCGCCCACUGUCCCCUCCUGUCUUCUGCUUUCUGCUCUCCCUCCACUCAGGACAGCAUGGUGGGCUGUGUGCUAAGCCCCGAGGUCUCCAAGGCUAAAACUGCCUCUGCCCAGGAGGAAUGGAAGCCCAUUUACCCAAGGGAAGCAGGGCCACGCCACGGCUUGUACCUGAGGUGCUUAGUUUUAUUUGUGGGAGCCCCGAACGGCACACUCCCUGAAAGUCCUGUCAGCAGGAGAAUGGGUAAACGCUUGUGGUGUCUGCACACGGAGGGGACCCUGGGCGCGAGAAGGAGCCACGGGCCUGUCAGUGACACGAGUGGCUCUAAAGCAGUGAUGCUGAAGGAGAAGCCAGACCCAAAGCCGUGGUGCCGCCCUCGGUGCAUGAUCCUGUAAGAUGCAAACUCUUCGGUAGUGACAGAGCAACGUAGUGGUACCUGGGCUUAGGUGGGGGUGCAGCCUAGGGGACAGAGGGCACAAGGGAGACUUUGGGGGCGAAGUUUGUGUUCUUACUGCAUUGGGCUGGUGGUAUGUGUACCCAUGUGUGCAUAUGGGUUUCAGAAACCAUCAAAUUGUAGCUUAUGUGUUCAUUGUGUGUCCAAUAAAGCCAUUAAAAAAAAAGCCAACAAACUGUUGUAAAAUAUUAAAAAAAAAAAAAAAAGCCAACAAUCCUUACUCUGCAGAAGCUCACAGUUGGGAAGCGAAAGGAGGGGGAUACAGACACCCAAGCAGGAGCACUAAGCAAGGAGGAAAUCACUUUGGAAGCAGAGUUGGGGGCAGCAUGCUGGUGCAAGGAGCAGCAGGACCAAUGGCCGGGGUUCCGGGGAGUGGUGAGGACUGGACUCAGCUCAGAGGGGCUUGAAGUGAGAGGGCUGGACUGUGGCAGCAUCUUUUCCUCGUCUCCCCUUUCUGUCCCUUGCCCACGCCUCAACUGCUUCUCUGCCUGUGCCCCAGAACUGGAUCACGCCCUCCCUACCUUUUUUACUAAGAAUACAGUGGGCUGGGUAGAACCCCUGGGUCUCAGUUCUGACCUUGUGGCCUCCUACAGGAAGGGGCCCUGGAUCUUCUGAAGAAGCUGAACAGCUGUCAGAUGUCCAUCCAGCUACUCCAGACCACCAGGAUUGGUGUCGCCGUCAAUGGGGUCCGCAAGCACUGCUCAGACAAGGAGGUGGUGUCCUUGGCCAAAGUUCUCAUCAAAAACUGGAAGCGGCUAUUGGACUCACCUGGGCCCCCCAAAGGAGAAAAAGGAGAGGAAAAAGAAAAAGCAAAGAAGAAGGAAAAAGGACUGGACUGUCCAGAUUGGAAGCCAGAAGCAGGCCUUUCCCCACCAACAAAAAAGCGAGGGGAAGAGCCCAAGGAGAGGAGGGACUCUGCGGACUCCAGGUCUUCAGUCGCCUCCUCUCCAAGAAGGCCAUCGAUGGAGAGAUCACACAGCAGCAAAUCAAAAGCAGAGACCCCCAAAACACCCAGCAGCCCCUUGACCCCCAUCUUUGCCCCCUCCGCCUGUCUCCUGGCGCCCUGCUAUCUCACUGGGGACUCUGUGCGGGACAAGUGUGUGGAGAUGCUCUCAGCGGCCCUGAAAGCUGACGAUGAUUACAAAGACUACGGAGUCAACUGUGACAAGAUGGCAUCAGAAAUUGAAGAUCAUAUAUACCAGGAGCUCAAGAGCACGGAUAUGAAGUACCGGAACCGUGUGCGGAGUCGGAUCAGCAACCUCAAGGACCCCAGGAAUCCCAGCCUGCGGCGGAAUGUGCUCAGCGGUGCCAUUUCAGCGGGGCUUAUUGCCAAGAUGACCGCGGAGGAAAUGGCCAGUGAUGAGCUGAAGGAGUUGAGGAAUGCCAUGACCCAGGAGGCCAUCCGUGAGCACCAGAUGGCUAAGACAGGUGGUACCACCACCGACCUCUUCCAGUGCAGCAAAUGCAAGAAGAAGAACUGCACCUACAACCAGGUGCAGACACGCAGUGCCGAUGAGCCCAUGACCACCUUUGUCUUAUGCAAUGAAUGUGGCAAUCGCUGGAAGUUCUGCUGAUAGAUGCCGGCCAAAAUUUCAGUGACCAGGAUGAGGAAGAACAAAGAAAACGCACUAUACCAUCGUAACUGGAGAAAAAAUAAAA